Molecule: messenger RNA, 2720 nt
Organism: Nothobranchius furzeri (turquoise killifish)
Lineage: Eukaryota; Metazoa; Chordata; Actinopteri; Cyprinodontiformes; Nothobranchiidae
Gene: wdr89
Product: WD repeat domain 89
Molecular function (GO): protein binding
Source: RefSeq, a predicted model, not a curated record
GUGAGCCGGGCUCCCCUUAGCGCCCCCAUAGUUCAAACCCUGCUGGUUACUUCCUGUUAAAGGGGAGUUUUCCUUUCCACUGUCGCUACAUGCUUGUUUGAUAUGGGAGUUUCUGUAGUCAAAGAUGCCAUCUGUUGGGUUUCCUUACAUAGAAAUAAACUGUGAACUAACUGGAAUGAUGUACUGAACUCCAGUGGAACGUUUACUUUGUGAAAUGCCUUGAAACUACUCGUGAUUUGGCGCUUUGUAAAUAAACUGAGUUGAAAGUAAACCACGGAGAAAUGGCGCAGGAGGAACUACUGCGUGAAGCGAAGGUUCUGCCCGGUCUGUAAUUAGAGUAACACUCCGCAUGGCCGUACGCCGUGCUGGCUCUGACGUUUUGGGUUUGUUCUAAAGGAAAUGUUUGUUAACAACGUUUCUAGACGCGUUUUUCUCCGCUGUAGGAACGUUAGCAGGUAGGUCUGCUGGAUUCGCGUCUCAGGACGAGGAAGCGACUGAGCAGAACCGGAAGGCCAGGCUCCGUUUCAGAAACGCACGUGUUUAGUUUACGUAGGUUAGCGUAAAGCACCCUGCCCUCGUGCGCGUAUCUCUCCGUAGAUGGGAGUCUUGUUGUGUGUUGGGGUUUUCGGCUUGUGAUUUAUCAUCUGAAUAAUCUCUCAAGUCUCAGUUUGGACGUCAGCUGCAACAAAGUCACGUGGUACUGAGUCUUUUACCAGCAGGUGGUUGCGCUUCAUCGGGACUUUCCAUGGAAGGUUUGCAAGAGAAGCUCAAAGGUUUGUCUGUUGCCCAGCGAACUCAUCCUGGGGAGUCCAUCUACUUGCUGCAUGCUGCCCAGAACCCAGCUGACCUGCUGGCUGUGUCCUGCUCCAACUUCACCAUCCACCUGCACAACAAGGACACUCUGAAGCUCUUGGGAGAGUACCAGGUUCACAAAGGGCCUCUCUGUGGCCUCACAUUUGCUCACACCUCGCCCAACCUUCUCUACUCUGGAUCUGCUGAUGGGACGGUCCGAUUGUGGGACGCGCGUCGGCCUGGGACCGAUGCAGUCCAGGUGUUCAGAAGCGACCCGUCACACUCUUACUGCAGCUUUGACCUGAACUGUAGUGACAUGCUUCUGUGUGCCGGCACCGAGCAGGUGAACGGUGAAGACAGCUUUUUGGUCUUCUGGGAUUCUAGAAAAACGGGGGAUGGGCUUCUUGGAGUAUACUCUGAGUCACACAGUGAUGACAUCACACAGGUGUGCUUCCACCCACGGGACAAAGAUCGCCUGGCCUCCGGCUCCACAGAUGGUCUUGUUAAUGUUUUUGACCUGAGCCGAGGAGCGGAGGACGAGGCUCUGCUGGUCACCUGCAACAGCAACUCCUCCGCUGGCACCGUGUGCUGGGCAGGAGCAGACUUUUCCCAGCUGCUGUGUCUCAGUCAUGACGAGGGACUUCACCUGUGGGACGUUGGUCGGUUGGAAACAGACGAGCCUCUCACCAUCUUCAGCUGCUCCAAUGCUCGCAGCCUGACCACACUGGCUGAUGGAGGAGGACUGGAUUACCUGGUGGGUAGCCAGUGGCUAGAGGAGGCUCAGGCUCUGUUGGUGGUGGGUGGGAGGAGCAACGGGGAUCUCCACCUGCUGGACUGCAGCAGCGGGGGUCUUCGCCUGAUGAGGAGCCUUGAAGGUGGCCACACCACCACCGUGCGCUGCUUCCUGUGGGAUGCAGGACGAGAGGCCCUCAUCACCGGUGGAGAGGAUGGUCAGCUGUUGCUGUGGAAACCAGGAGGGAAGCAGCUCAUUAUGAGAAAACAGCAUCUGACCAAGAGCAAUUCUGCUUUGAAAAUGAAAUCCAGACCUCAUAAAAAACAUGUAUACCAGAGAGAGAAGAGGACGUAGAUGAAAUGCCGUCAGCAGACACUGACGGUCAUUUUUUAAUUCUUAUCUUACAGAAAACAAAACUGGAACAUCUUUUCUUACCAGUCUGAUUGUUGCUCUUUAGAGAAACAUUUCGUUUUGCUGAUGCUCUAAUGAAAUCUGUGCAUUUUUAUCAGAACAGCUCGGAUUACAGCUCUUAAAUUGCGUUGUUUUUUGAGAUCAUCUGAAUCUAUUAAGUGGUUUUCAGUGUUUGUCUUUUUGCUUUAAAUCUAAAACAACAACAGAAGAAUCACCAAGCAGGACACAGUUAGAUGUUUUAGUUGGAAUCGGACUGAAUUUAUAAUUAGACGCCUUUGCAAAGUUUUACCUCAGGGGGACGUUUGAUCGAACUGCGAACAUGUUUCAGCCGUUUCACUGUUUGUUCAAAAAGGGUCUGUUACUGUUGCAGUGCAUCCUUGUUUUAAUCAAUCAAUUCAACUUUUCUCAAAUUUCUCACAGUUUCUAACCGAGAAAACAAUUUAGGACGAUUCUAUCCUCAGAUUUUAGUGUCAUUAACCUGUGAGCGCAAACCCUCGCAGCUGCUCACUCAGAAGCAGACCUGUGAGCGCUGCUCAUAAAAUGCAUCAGAAUCCAGCAAACGCGAUGGAGGGACCAUGAUGCUGGUCGUGUUGCUGAUGUUUAUUCAUCAGAUUCAGAAACUAGAAAAUAAUCCACCCAUCAGAUCCAGAGAGUCUGAUGUUUAUCAUAUUCAGGCAAAUAAAAUGUCUGAGAUCUACAAAGAAAUAAAUCGUGUUGUUUUCAUUAAAUUUUAUAUUUAAUGUAUUGUUUCAGGUAAAAAUGAAAUAAAAAAAUGCGUAUUUAA